CGCCAGAGCAAUGGACGCCCCUUUUGUUCAGAGGAGUUCCUGAAUUCCUCCCACUACAAUGGAAUAAUUGGGUUAUUAUUUUUGUUUUAUAUAUAUUUCAGUAAAUGUACGCCUACCGUAAUAUGUUACGUGAUGAUCUAAUGGAUUAAAAACAAUCAGAUUAUCUUUCAUGUUUUGCGUUAUCUUUCCGGGGACACAUUCUUGAAGAACGUGGAGUAAUGGAAGAUUAGGUGUAUCUGUCCCAGCCGUGGCUGUUGGCACAAUGGGACUGGACUUUGAUGUUAAGACUUACUGUCAUAAUCUAAGGGCCUCAAAGCCUCCGUAUGAAUGUCCGGUGGAGUCUUGCAGAAAGGUUUACAGGAGCUUUAGUGGCAUCGAGUAUCAUCUUUACCAUUAUGAUCAUGAUAACCCUACUCCUACACCAACCAUCCCUCAGAAGAAGAGGAAAGGCCGGCCUCCCCGCAUGCCUCUGCUUGGUUCUGGAGAUCCAGAUGAAAGUGGUGGUAAUGGAGGAGGUCCUGGGCCUGGGGGGAACAGCCCUGGAAGUCCCAGUAGAUCUGAGCCUUCUCACUCCCCAAGCAGAGACACUAUGACCUAUGCUCAAGCUCAGCGCAUGGUGGAAUUAGAAAUUCAGGGACGUGUUCAUCGCAUUAGCAUCUUUGAUAAUAUUGAUGUUGUCUCAGAGGACGAUAGUGAUGCAGAGGAUGCUCCGCCAUCUGGGGCUGGGGGAAGCAGUGGAGGGGUCUGUAAUGGCAGUGAUGGUGGUGCUGGAGGGAGUGAGAUGGGAAGUAGUAGCAAGGAACGCAGUGACAUUCAGUCUUCAAAUGGUGGCAAGGCAACUCCAAAGUCUGGUAAACAUAAAAGUAAAGAAAAGAAACGUGACUCUUCAUCCCACCAUCACAGUGCUCAGUCUGGGCCUGCAGUCAAGCUCCCUGAAGCAGUCUUCCGAGAACUGGACCAAGAUAGACCUGAUGCCCCUCCGCGACCAUGUUCAUACUAUAGGUACAUUGAAAAGUCAGUGGAAGAGCUGGAUGAGGAAGUUGAGUAUGACAUUGAUGAAGAGGAUUACAUUUGGCUCGAUAUCAUGAACGACAAGCGCAGACGAGAUGGUGUGACUCCAAUCCCCCAGGAGGUGUUUGAGUACCUCAUGGAUCGCUUGGAGAAAGAAUCUUACUUUGAAAGCCACAACAAAGCGGACCCCAGUACCUUGAUUGAUGAGGAUGCUGUUUGUUGCAUCUGCAAUGAUGGAGAGUGUCAGAACAGCAAUGUAAUCCUGUUCUGUGACAUGUGUAACUUGGCUGUACACCAGGAGUGCUACGGUGUCCCCUACAUUCCCGAAGGACAGUGGUUGUGUCGACGCUGCCUGCAGUCUCCAAGCAGAGCUGUGGACUGUGCACUGUGUCCUAAUAAAGGAGGAGCCUUUAAACAAACCGAUGAUGCACGCUGGGCUCAUGUAGUGUGUGCCCUCUGGAUCCCUGAGGUCUGCUUUGCAAACACUGUCUUUUUGGAGCCAAUAGACAGCAUUGAGCACAUACCUCCUGCACGAUGGAAACUCACUUGCUAUAUUUGUAAGCAGCGUGGCUCUGGAGCUUGUAUCCAGUGCCACAAAGCAAACUGUUACACAGCUUUCCACGUCACCUGCGCCCAGCAGGCGGGUCUCUAUAUGAAAAUGGAACCUGUCAGAGAAACCGGCGCUAAUGGAACCUCUUUCAGUGUCCGUAAAACUGCCUACUGUGACAUUCACACUCCCCCUGGAUCAGCACGACCUUUGGGAGGAACGGGUGGUGGCAGCAUGGGGUCCUCUCACAGUGAAGGAGAGCUGGAGGAGGAGGAUGAGCCCAGCAUUGGACCAGAUGAGGACUCUAAGGGCUGGAGCUCUGAGAGGGCAAAGAGGGCAAAAGCUAAAUCACGGAUCAAGAUGAAAAGGGCAAGGAAGAUCUUAGCUGAGAGAAGAGCAGCUGCACCAGUGGUUUCUGUGCCCUGUAUACCACCCCACAGGCUCAGCAAAAUUACAAGUAACUUGACGGUACCACGGAAAAGUCAGUUCAUGCAGCGGCUUCACAGUUACUGGACACUGAAGAGACAAAGUCGUAAUGGCGUCCCUCUGCUUCGGAGGCUGCAAACUCACCUGCAAUCACAGCGCCAUGUCGAGCCUUUACCACCACAGCCAACAUCACAGAUUCCCCCAGUAAAUAUACGGGACACAGAAGAGAAACAAGGGGCUUUAAAGGAACAGCUCAAGGCCUGGCAGAGACUGCGACAUGACCUAGAGAGGGCCAGGCUCUUGGUGGAACUCAUUCGCAAAAGAGAGAAACUCAAAAGGGAGACCAUUAAAGUCCAGCAGAUGGCGCUAGAGAUGCAGCUCACGCCAUUUCUUGUCCUUCUGAGGAGCACAUUGGAACAGCUACAAGAAAGAGACACUAAUAACUUUUUUACUGAGCCUGUACCUCUUGCUGAGGUUCCUGACUAUUUGGACCAUAUUGACACUCCAAUGGAUUUUCAGACCAUGUGGAACCUCCUGGAGUCCCAUCGCUACCUUACUUUUGAGGCCUUUGAAGCAGAUUUUGGGCUCAUUGUGAACAACUGCCUCAAGUACAAUGCCAAGGACACAGUGUUUUAUCGUGCAGCUCUAAAGCUCAGAGAGAUGGGAGGCUUUGUCUUAAAAGCUGCUAGACGACAGGCAGAGCGCAUUGGCUUUGACUACGAGACAGGAUUGCACCUGCCGCGAGAUUUAAGUCCAGAGAGUCAGAGGGAGCAGGAAAGAGAUAGGGAGAGAGCCAGGGAGCGAGAGAGAGCAAGAGAUGCAGAGCGACCACUCUCCUCAAAUGAAGAUGAUAUGAUUUUGCCUGAAAACAGACGCCGUUUGCCGCUGGAAGAACAGCUGCAUUAUCUUCAAGCACAACUAGAUGAGGUCAACACUGGGAAGCACAGUAUUGGCCAAUCCCGGCGUGCCAAAGCCCUAAGGAAAGAAAUCAGUGUCAUUAAGAGGAAACUGGCCCAGAGGGAAGCUGGCUCACUUUUGGGAGGUAGAGACUCUUUAGGGGGAGGUGAACGAGGCUCUCUUGCCCAUGUAUCUGGAGGUGGCCACCAUGAUGAAGGUGGAGAGAGCAGUAGUCAGGAGAUCGGAGGGAAAGCUCCAGAGGUGGGUCGGCGGACAUCUGUGCUCUUCUCUAAGAAAAACCCAAGAAUGGCAGGGCCUCCUAAAAGACCAGGUCGACCUCCAAAGAACCGUGAUGCAGGUUACGGUGGGACAGGCGUGAGCCCAAGUUCAAUCGGACCGCCUCAACUGCCUCUGCUCUCACCGUCCAGGCCCAGGAAAAGACCACGCAGCCCCCACAGCAGCUCCAGCUCAGACAGCGACAGUGACAAUGAUGACCUACUUCCUGGGUUGCCCACUAAUGGUUUUGAUGGAGGAAACCAGCCAGUGACUGAGAGCUUUAGAGUGUAUAGGAACGAGCGCUGUCUCCCACGGUCUAGCUCUGACUCGGAGUCCACCACCAGCAGCAGCAGCAGCGCUGCCUCUGACAGAACGAGUACGACCCCUUCAAAGCAGGGUAGAGGAAAAGCAUCCUUCCCCCGCUCUGCUUUUCAGGAGGACAGCAGUGAGGAAACAUCUGGCACUGAAAACGAUUCCUAUUCUGUUGGAGGAUCACGCAGUGUCACACAUUUGGUGCGAGGUCGAGCCAGGUCUUCCUGCUGGAUGACUUCUGAUGAUUAUUCUUCACUAGAAGCUUUGGACCUGGUGUGGGCCAAGUGCAGAGGAUAUCCAUCUUACCCAGCUCUGAUAAUUGACCCAAAGAUGCCGCGAGAGGGUGUUUUCCAUCGAGGUGUCCCAAUCCCUGUUCCUCCGUUGGAUGUGCUCAAACUGGGAGAACAGAUGACCCAGGAGGCCAGGGAACACCUGUUCCUGGUCCUGUUCUUUGACAAUAAAAGAACCUGGCAGUGGCUUCCUCGCUCCAAACUUGUACCACUUGGAGUGGAUCAAGAUCUGGACAAAGAGAAGAUGCUGGAAGGCCGAAAAUCCAACAUUCGCAAGUCUGUGCAAGUGGCGUACCAUCGAGCUAUGCAACAUCGCAGCAAGGUGCAGGGCGACCCUAGCAGUGAGACCAGUGAUAGUGACUGAACACACUUGAGAAAUCCAGUUAUCAUUAUAUAGUGGGUUAAUUUAGUGUGUCAAUAGGAAGGUCCAGCCUAGACCAAAAGGAUCAUGGGAAGUCCUGUUCACUACAAUGCCCCCCAAAAACUCAUUUUAUGAAACACACUAAACUAUUUUAAAUCAGGCAUGUAAAAUAUUGUAAUUAAGAGAAAAAUAAGGUAUUAAUGAUAAAAUAAGUCUGUUGAAAAUCAUGAUUUUGUUUUCUUUUUAGAUGGUGACGUGAAACAAAGACAGGGAUAUAGUGUACUAAUGACUCUCAUACUAAGGUCAAUUGGUACAAAUCCAGAUAUAAACCAGGACAAAACUAUACAUAGAAAAUAAUAAAUACAUAGAAACCAACAUAAAACUAGGGUCAUUGGCACGAUCAGAAAAAACAAAAUUUGAAAUUUACAUUCAAAGCAAAGUAGACAGCCGGUUAAAUUUAAGAUCCAUGCAGUAGAACUCAAAUAAAAUGUGCUAUGUGAAUCAUUGGUCUAUACUAAAACAUAUAAAAACUUCUGCUGGGUAUACAUUUGAGCAGUGAAAUACUUAAUCUGGACAUCAAUAAUUGAAUAAAUUGUUAUAUAUAGCACUCAGCACUUCAAAAAUUUUAAUUCACAGUGUCUAGUCAUGUUGAGCACAAACAAGGACAACUAUGGCCAAUUGCCUACUAUUCAUUAUUUAUUAACUUACAUUUUGUACCAUGGUCCAGAGGCUUCCACAGACUUAAAUCACUCCAGCUGCACAAACCUAGAUGUGUAGUUAAUUUGUGUUUAUCAUGUCUAUUCUUUUUACUGAUGUAUUUAUAAAUGGUUGUUAAUGAGAACUUACUGAAACGCUGGUCUCACUGUUGGCUGUAGGAAUUUUUAUAUAAAAACGUAAUAAAAAAUAGACAUUUAAUAAAAAAGCUGUU
This is a messenger RNA of Periophthalmus magnuspinnatus, 5048 nucleotides long. It is a transcript of the gene brpf1, whose product is annotated as bromodomain and PHD finger containing, 1. Gene Ontology annotation, cellular component: MOZ/MORF histone acetyltransferase complex. The transcript has 16 exons. Gene Ontology annotation, biological process: regulation of transcription by RNA polymerase II. NCBI's taxonomy places the organism in Eukaryota, Metazoa, Chordata, Actinopteri, Gobiiformes, Gobiidae. Bases 263 to 4123 code for a protein of 1286 amino acids. Gene Ontology annotation, molecular function: protein binding. The record is from RefSeq and is a predicted model, not a curated record.